This is a messenger RNA of Plasmodium vinckei vinckei, 450 nucleotides long. RefSeq names its product ubiquitin-conjugating enzyme E2, putative. Bases 1 to 450 code for a protein of 149 amino acids. The transcript has 5 exons. The record is from RefSeq and is a predicted model, not a curated record. NCBI's taxonomy places the organism in Eukaryota, Apicomplexa, Aconoidasida, Haemosporida, Plasmodiidae.
AUGGCGAAAAAUCGACUUUUAAUUGAAUCCCGGGAAGCUAAAAAGCAAAAUGACCCUGACAUUUUUUUGUCACAUAGUGAUUACAAUUUAUACGAAUGGGAAGCUGUAAUAAGGGGCCCAAAGGACUCACCAUAUGAGGGAGGAAAAUGGAAACUAAGUAUAAAAUGCAAAAACACAUACCCAAUAGACCCCCCUUUGAUAACAUUUAUAACGAAAGUAUUUCAUCCUAAUGUAAAUUUUACAACAGGGGCACUGUGUAUGGACAUACUAAAAACGAAUUGGAGCCCAGCUUGGACAAUUCAAUCCUUAUGUCGUGCUAUUCUUUUUCUUUUGAAUGAGCCCAAUGCUGAAAGCCCAUUAAAUUGUGACGCAGGCAAUUUAAUACGGUCUGGGGAUGUAAAGGGUUUUAAAUCCAUGGCAAAAAUGUAUACUAAGGAAUAUGCAUCCUGA